UUUCUGAAAGAGCAAAACUUGGAAGAAAAGAGCGAGCGUAACGUCAACGUGUCCUACAUUUAUUGCAAUUUGUUGACAGGUUGUUAUUUUUUGGUUCUCUAUUUGAGUUUUGACAAUGCAAUGGAAGCAGAAGAAGACAAUUUGACCCGACAGGCAGAUGAGAUUGAAGCAUUGACGGCCAUUUACGGAGAUGAAUGGUGCGUGGUUGAUGAAUCUAAUCGCAUUUACUGUAUAGCUGUCUCCAACCAAGAAGAAAAACAACUUAAUCUCAAGAUAUGUCUACAGGUUUUACUUCCAUCAGAAUAUCCAAGUACUUCACCUCCCGAAUAUCAAAUUAAUGCUCCCUGGUUAAAGGAUGCAGAGAGGCAGGAAGUGAACCAUGGUCUAGAACAAGUAUGCAGUGACAAUUCUGGUGAGAGUGUGCUGUACUUACUGGUUGAAUGUCUCAGGGAGCAUCUUGUACAUAGAACUCAUAAGGCACAACAUGCUCCACCGGAAGAUGCAUUUGAGGAUGAGGAAUCAUUGAUUUCAUCUGAGGUAGAAUCAAACGUUAUCUUCUCCUCAAGUGCCGAUGUCUUGGAUUGUGAGAUACCUCCAAUCCUACACGGAGAACCCAUCUCCGAUAGAAGGAGUACGUUCCAAGCCCAUCUGGCUGCUCCAAUCAGCACAGUACAACAAGUUGCACAGGUUCGAAGGAAACUCUUAGAAAACAGAAAGAUCGCCAACGCUUGCCAUAACAUUCAGGCAUACAGGAUAUAUUGUGAGGAUCGAGGAAUCUUUCUACAAGAUUGUGACAAUGAUGGAGAAGCAGCAGCCGGCCCAAGAUUACUUCAUCUUAUGGAGAUCUUGGAUGUAAGGAAUGUGGUGGUGAUUGUGACUAGGUGGUUUGGGGGUAUCAUGCUAGGUCCAGAUCGCUUCAAACACAUCAAUAAUGCAGCACGUAACACACUACAAGAGCACGGAUUCAUACAUAAGGAUGAGCACGGGCCAAAGAGUAAGAAAGGAAAACACAAAUCAAAAUGACAGACUAAAUCCAGAUAUAAAAUCGACGACUCAAGAAACGCAGUGCCUCGAUUGUUGCUACAGCUCAGUGAAGGGAAAGGUCAGCAGUCUAACUGAACCCUCUGAUGGUCCAAUGGAUUGCAGGCCAACAAGAACUUUCUAUUGCGCCUAGAGUGGCCUUACUUUUGAAAGGCUCCAUUAGUAAUGAAGAGGACAUCCCAUUUUGUGAAAAAAAGAAAAGAAAAAAAAGAGACGUUCCAAUGUCACUAUUUGUUUUUGUAAUGAGCAUGUUUCAUUCAUCAAUGAGGUCAUCUGAAACUGUUGAUACCUGAACUAUAAAUGAAAAGGUGAUUGAUUCUGCCAAAAUUCUGCCAAAAUAUUGAUAAGUUCUUCAAAUAUGGAUGAUGUAAUUUUUUGUAUUUUUAUGAAAAUGCCUUGGUAAAUUAUUCAAUGAUGAGAGAAGAAGACGCUAGAUAAAAAGAGAAUUUUAGUAAGAUUAUAUGAAUUUAACUUUGAUUUGUUUGGGUUUCAACAAAGAAAAAUUUACUAGAGCAAGAUUUGAAACUAUGACCUCGGGAAGGUGUCGACGCCCUACCAACUGGGCUAUCCUUAGUUGGCCCAUGGAGGAAGGAAGAGAAGGAGCUUGAACGACCCGCAAAACCGCAGAGUAACAAAAGAAUACUCUGACAA
This is a messenger RNA of Asterias rubens (European starfish), 1692 nucleotides long. RefSeq names its product protein IMPACT-like. The transcript is spliced from 10 exons. NCBI's taxonomy places the organism in Eukaryota, Metazoa, Echinodermata, Asteroidea, Forcipulatida, Asteriidae. The coding region runs from base 121 to 1023 and encodes 300 amino acids. Gene Ontology annotation, biological process: regulation of translational initiation. Gene Ontology annotation, cellular component: cytoplasm. Gene Ontology annotation, molecular function: protein binding. The record is from RefSeq and is a predicted model, not a curated record.